Messenger RNA from Bombina bombina (fire-bellied toad), 4137 nucleotides. It is a transcript of the gene LARS2, whose product is annotated as leucyl-tRNA synthetase 2, mitochondrial. The transcript has 22 exons. Gene Ontology annotation, cellular component: mitochondrion. The coding region runs from base 109 to 2820 and encodes 903 amino acids. Gene Ontology annotation, biological process: mitochondrial translation; leucyl-tRNA aminoacylation. NCBI's taxonomy places the organism in Eukaryota, Metazoa, Chordata, Amphibia, Anura, Bombinatoridae. Gene Ontology annotation, molecular function: leucine-tRNA ligase activity; ATP binding; aminoacyl-tRNA deacylase activity. The record is from RefSeq and is a predicted model, not a curated record.
GGACGAGGAGAGAGGUAGGACAUUAAUAGGUAAUCCCCAGAAAAGAGGACAAAAGACGGCUGAAAAAUCAUCCACGGCUGGUUCAAAAAAGAUAUUUCCUUUUAAAACAUGGGCCCUGCUACACUGAGCCUUGGAGUGUGUACGUCUUGCCUGAGAGGAAGGUUAAAAGGCUUAGUUGCACCUAAGAAAUGGCAGUGCCUUACAGGAAAAAGAGAAGUAAGAAGCAUCUACAGUGAAACUGGCAAGUGGGACAAAGAAUAUGCAGUGGAGAGCAGAAGGAGGCUAGAAAAAUGGUGGAGACCGAAAGUAAAAGAAAGAUUCACAACUAUCAGUGAUGUUGAUCUCUCAAAACCAAAGUUCUAUGUUCUGUCUAUGUUUCCAUAUCCCUCCGGAAAACUUCACAUGGGUCAUGUUCGAGUCUACACCAUAAGCGACACAGUAGCUAGAUUUCAGAAGAUGAGAGGCAUGCAGGUAAUUAAUCCAAUGGGAUGGGAUGCUUUUGGCCUGCCUGCUGAAAAUGCAGCUAUAGAGCAUGGACUUAAACCAGAUGCCUGGACCUACAGUAACAUUGAGCACAUGCGGAAACAACUUGAUAGAAUUGGCCUUUGCUUUAACUGGGAUAGGGAAAUUACUACAUGCUCAGAAGAUUACUAUAAAUGGACUCAGCACCUCUUUGUUAAGAUGUAUGAAGAUGGACUUGUUUACCAGAAGGAGGCCUUGGUUAACUGGGACCCAGUGGAUCACACAGUUCUGGCUAAUGAGCAGGUGGAUGAAAAUGGAUUUUCCUGGCGCUCUGGAGCAAAAGUCGAACAAAAGUAUCUGAAACAAUGGUUUCUCAAAACAACUGUAUUUGCAAAGGCUAUGCGUGAUGCUCUAGAUAAUCUACCAGAGUGGUAUGGUGUGAGAAGCAUGCAGUCAAAUUGGAUUGGAGAUUGUAGAGGCUGCUUUUUUGACUUCAUGUUAAAGGUUAAUGGUGUGGAAUCAGGAGAGAAGAUCUCUGCUUAUGCAUUUAACCCAGAUGCUAUUUAUGGGGCAUCACACAUAGCUAUUUUACCAAACCACCGACUAUUGCAUGGGAGUAGUAAGUUAAAAGAAGCUUUGCAAGAAUCGUUAACAGCUGGAAGAGACUCUCUGACAUCCGUAUCAGCUUAUAAUCUGUUCACAAAACAAGAAAUUCCUGUUGUCAUCUCAGAAAAAUCUGAGUUUGAGGGAUACUUGGACACUAAAAUUGGUAUUCCAAGCACAAGUCUAGAAGAUAAGGCAAUAGCUGACAAGCUGGGACUCUCCUAUUGUAGAGUUAUUGAAGUUGUCAGUGAUGGUGCAGAGAAGAUGAUAAACUCAGGAGAGUUCACAGGUCUGAGCAGACAGGAAGCUUUUAAUGCAAUAACACAGCAAGCACAAGAAGAAGGAGUGGGUGGACACUUGACCAGUGACAAGUUGAGGGACUGGCUGAUAUCAAGGCAGCGUUACUGGGGAACACCCAUUCCCAUCAUACACUGCCCAUCUUGUGGCACUGUCCCUGUUCCUUGUGAAGAUUUACCUGUGGUCUUGCCUUCUAUGGCUUUGUUUACAGGGAAGGGGACUUCUCCUUUAGCAAGUGCCUCAGAGUGGAUACACUGCAAGUGUCCCAGGUGUGCAGGAGCAGCUGUGAGAGAGACAGAUACAAUGGAUACUUUUGUUGAUUCUGCUUGGUAUUAUUUCAGAUACACGGACCCUCAUAACACAGAGAGGCCAUUUGAAAAGUCGUUGGCGGAUUUCUGGAUGCCAGUUGAUUUGUACAUAGGAGGGAAGGAACAUGCUGUGAUGCAUUUGUACUAUGCCCGUUUCUUCAGCCACUUCUGCCAUUCCCAGGACAUGGUGAAACACAGGGAGCCUUUCCACAAGCUUUUGGUACAAGGCCUCAUCAAAGGACAGACAUUUAAACUAGCAUCAACUGGGAAAUAUCUAAAGAAAAACGAAAUAGAUCUUAGUGGUCCUGAUCCAACCCACACAGACACAGGAGAGAAACUACAGAUAACAUGGGAGAAGAUGAGCAAAUCAAAGCACAAUGGAGUUGAUCCAGAGGAGAUAGUGGAACUGUAUGGAAUUGACACUACACGACUCUAUAUCCUCUUUGCCGCUCCUCCGGAGCAAGACAUUUUGUGGGAUGUGAAAACUGAUGCUUUACCAGGCGUGCUGCGCUGGCAGUCUCGGCUUUGGUCCUUAACAAGCAAGUUUAUUGAAGCGAGAAGUUCUUUAACCAAGCCUAGCCCUAACCUUCUAAAUAAGAAGGAAGCGACAGAAGCACAGAAAAUCUGGCAGAGCAGAAACUCGAUUGUUUCGCAGGUAACCAGCCACUUCUCUGAAGAUUACUUGUUCAACGCAGCUAUUUCCCAUCUAAUGAGUCUCAGCAACAUACUCUCAAAUGCAUCACCAAUGGUUGUUCUACACAGCUCGGAAUAUGAAGAUGCCUUGGCUAGCCUCUGCAUUAUGAUUUCUCCUAUGACACCACACCUGGCCUCAGAGUUGUGGAAAGGCAUGUCUCAUGUGCAGCACAAGUUAUGCACACAAUAUAACUGGGAUAAGGAUGUGCUUCUUCAGUCCUGGCCUAGCGUUGACCCAGAAUACCUUCGCCAACCAGACACCGUAGAGGUUUUAGUACUGGUUAACAACAAGGCCUGUGGUAAAGUCAUGGUACCACACAAUGUCUCUCGGGAUUCAGAGAAGGUGCAAAACCUGGUGCUGCAAAGCGAACUUGGAGGAACACACCUACAGGGUCGUACCAUAAAAAAAGUGAUUCUCUCCCCAAGAACUUCCCUCAUCAACUUCCUUAUAGAUUGAGACAUGAUCAUCAUUUUUACAACAAAAAGAUAGGGGUGCUGUCUGUACAACUGUCUUGUAUUUUGCUGACCCACGGAGGAAGUAAGCACCAAUCAGGGGUAUUCUUUCAUAUAUGUUUUCUCAUGGGUCAUUUGUAUCAUGAAAAAGUAAUGGACUUAAAAGGACAACAAAUGGGAAAUAAAUUAUUAGAAAUGCAACUGGUAAAAACGUUUUUCUGAUUGCUGAAAGUUAUAUCACUUAGAAAUCUGUUAAUUUUAUGGUUCUAAAAAUGCUGUAUGAAAAACACUGAUCUGUCUCGUGUAUUAUUAUAUUGUUAUACUGGAACUGAGUGAUGUAGGCAAACCCGAAUACACCAAAAAAGGUGACAAUCCAAAACUAGUGUAUUAAAUAUUGUAUUAAAUUUCUAAAUCUCAUGUUACUGAUAUCUACAAAAUAAUGCAAUGUAUUUAUUUUUACCUGUAAUUGUUGAUUGGUUUACAGCCAAAAAAAGUCUUGAGUAUUCCUUAUUUACAUGACACCUUUCUAUUUUAUUCUUUCAAUUUUUUUAAAUGUACUUAGAGGGAUAUUAAAGCCAUUUUGUAUUUAUCACAUUAAAAUAGGUCUCUGAUUUGUAGCGUGGGUUUUUUAGCUCAGGUUGGAAAGUCAUUAUUUUAUUCAUCCUGUAAGAUCCAAACUUAAAUUAGGAAUAUAAAGAGACAUGUCCCAUAGAGGUAGACUGUAUAAAUCUGUAUAUUUAUAAUAAACUGCAGCUCACACAGUUGAUGCCUUGAUAUUUAAUUUUAAUAAUGUCAGACCCUAGUCAUAUUAAUUUCAUUGUAGGCAUUUUCUCCCUAUUGUUUUAGAUGUUCUCUAGGGGCUUUACAACACUGAUUCAUCACACUUAUUCUACACCUUUCCAUCCUGCAUAUCACCCUUUUGUCUAAGCUCCUUCAUUAUUCCUUCAAUUUGGCAGCUUGUUGGCAUGGACAGUAUGGUGAAGCAGUUUAUAGAAUCGCAGCACACUAGAUUGUAAGCAAAUGUACCUUAGUUAGUUUUCUAUUAGUUUAUCCUGCGUUGUCUUAAGCUUGUUUCUUUUCUUCCCAACCUUCUCUUUUAGACUGGAAUCUUAAGAGCCUCUCUACAUGUACUGUGUGUGGUGACAUAGCAUAUGGAUAUUAUCCCUGGAAUACUGACCUAGCUGUUAUUAAAAUCCAUUCCCCCCAGAUACACCUUUCUCGCUGAACUAGGUGUUCAAUUAAAGACACUCCCAUUAGCCUUGACUGGCGUGUGAUAGGCCAAACCCCAUUUGAAAUGAGAAUAAAAUUAGGAAACACUCUA